AUGGCGGAAGAGAGAUCGGAGGAAGUGAAGCUGUUAGGGAUGUGGGCGAGUCCUUUCAGCCGUCGGAUCGAGCUAGCUCUCACGCUCAAAGGUGUUCCUUACGAGUUCUCCGAGCAAGAUAUCACCAACAAGAGCUCUUUGCUACUCUGGUUGAACCCGGUUCACAAGAUGAUUCCGGUUCUUGUUCAUAACGGUAAACCAAUCUCGGAAUCACUCGUGAUCCUUGAAUACAUCGAUGAUACAUGGCGAGACAAUCCGAUUCUUCCUCAAGAUCCGUAUGAGAAAGCUACGGCUCGCUUCUGGGCCAAAUUUGUCGACGAACAGAUUUAUGUGACGGCGAUGAAAGUGGUGGGGAAGAUCGGAGAAGAGAGAGACGACGCGGCUGUGGAAGCGACGAGAGAUCUGUUGAAGUUAUUGGAGAAAGAGCUAGUCGGGAAAGAUUUUCUCGGCGGGAAAAGCUUAGGCUUCGUGGACAUUGUGGCGACUCUGGUGGCGUUUUGGCUGAUGAGAACGGAAGAGAUCGUCGGCGUCAAGAUUGUUCCGGUGGAGAUAUUCCCGGAGAUUCACAGAUGGGUGAAGAAUCUUUUGGAAAUCGAUGUUGUUAAGAAAUGUAUCCCUCCCGAAGAUGAACAUCUCAACUACAUCAAAGCUCGCAUGGAUCGCCUCAAAAUCAAACCGGUUUGA
Messenger RNA from Microthlaspi erraticum, 684 nucleotides. The record is from the annotation of a GenBank genome assembly. Lineage: Eukaryota; Viridiplantae; Streptophyta; Magnoliopsida; Brassicales; Brassicaceae.